Molecule: messenger RNA, 1980 nt
Organism: Aspergillus nidulans FGSC A4
Lineage: Eukaryota; Fungi; Ascomycota; Eurotiomycetes; Eurotiales; Aspergillaceae
Exons: 3
Coding region: 1-1980 (659 amino acids)
Source: RefSeq, a predicted model, not a curated record
AUGGCCGGUCCCUGCCAAUUAUUCUAUCUUGAAGACUUGCAGGCAAAAGACCCGCAUAAGGCAUCUGAUGAGCAAUCACAAAUACGAGUACCAAGCAUUGAUAGCACCGUCAUCAGCAUCAACAGCCCACGCAUUGAAGCAAGCUCUGUCGCCUCCAGUCUUACUCUCGUGGACGAACCAACGACAAUGGGUCCACCAGCAUACGGCAAGCUCUUCUACGGCCAGAAUAGAGAUGAGGAGUUGGCGCCCCGGCCUCUGCGUCCUCGAAGAAGCGUACAGUCAUCCCUGCCAGAUGUUGAGCCCCCAAGCUAUACGCAACUGGCCACCAAACCUCUUCCUCCAACCCCGUCUCUCUCCAGGGAUUCGAGGAUGCAGAGAACAACUAGUCCGCCUGUUGACAGGGGCAACGUGUUCAGUCCCAUCUCGCCACUUUCAAGAUUGGAUAUGGCCAUCCCUGAGCUUGAGAGACCUCGCAAUGUGGUGGCCACAAACCAAGCCGUUGAUGGACCUGGGUGUCCAACUAAGCCAACGAAUAGUUCUACUAUCUGCGUUUUCUGUCUCGAUGUCGAGCAGCCUUCUGCAAGUGGUCGGACUCAUGAAUCUCUGGCAAAAAGCACUCGGGAAACUGCUCGCCAGGUAUCUUCAACGCCAACAGAAGCUGUCCCGUUAACCACCUUUUCUCACGAGGCGAAGGAUAUCAGCUCUAAAGCGAGACAUAACAGUGUUUUGACACGGGCAUUUCAGCGCCUUUGGCCCGCAAAGCUAAUUCGUCACCGGAACCCGGCAAUCCGUCCUUCGUCAGCCUCAGCUCACCGUCCACCCACUCCAUUCGUGAGAGUAGAGCCACACACUCAGAGGCAACCACGUCCAGCUGGCGCAGCACCUCCCACUCCAAUUACCCGCAUGAAGCGGGUGCUCUCAGUUCUGAUGGACGAGAGGAUGUCCCUCUACCUCAACAAUCUUGUCGCUGCAGCUGUGGAUGAGUCCCUCAUCAGAGACACCCAGGUUCUGGUAGUAGACAGCGUCCAGUCAGCGCGCCCUUCAAUUCAGGGAUCCACCUGCGACAGAUCACCAGUGGAUCAUCCAAGCUUGCGCCGUCCAGUUUGCAGCUUGUACGAAUUGGACGGGCACGCUAAAAAAAUCUCCCCUCCCGCAUGGGAGCUCCGCGAGAUAAAGGAGGCGGGUGGUAACACCGAGAAACCAGGUAACCAAGCAUUCACAGCCAAUCUGUAUCUUCGCCACUACACCCGGGAUCUCAUACAUCUAGCGAAUAUUAAGUUCCUGCUCCAAGACCACUGUGAGCCACUCCUGAAUAAGGACAUGGUAGCUGGUCUCCGCGACCCGUACGAUACCCGCGCUGAAAGAGUCGAUGCAGCUAUCUGGCGAGUAUGGAUAUUCUGCCAGUUAUUUGGAAACCGAAAAGACCGUGAAAACGACUUCCAGGGUCAAAGCCGGUGGCUUCGGGGACAACGAACAACCGGUGCUUUGGAGCUUCCGCAGGUUUGCAGGACUUCUCCAGACCCUGCCGACUUUAACACAGUGCUGUUUUCGCCUCCUGACGGAUUCGCGCAGGGAAAUCCAGCCACUGGUCUCUCGAGACAGCAGCUUUUGGACAUGGUGGAUAUCUGGGUAGCAAUGGGACAGCUGAUGGAAUGCCUCCGGAAGCAAACUCGUCUUGCGCGGCAACAUGGAGUAUUCGACUCUGCAGAAACACCGCCUAAUACUGCGAGAGAGGAGCUGCGCAUGCUUCGAGCCUGGCUCGACUUCAUCCUCACCUUAGGACCAGCUGCCGUUCUAGAACUGGUGCCGGCCGGUCCAAAUUCAGAUCCAGCGCGGGCUUUUGGUCGGGCAAAGGCUAAUGGAUGGACUCAGUGGUCACCCCCUCCACUCAAGGCGCCCAGAUCCAACUUCCUGGUUGGUAUAGUCCGCUCUUUGUUGCAAACCAUGCCUGAUAACGACUUUGAUGGAAAUGCGAUAUGA